This is a messenger RNA of Cantharellus anzutake, 444 nucleotides long. RefSeq names its product PLAC8 family-domain-containing protein. The record is from RefSeq and is a predicted model, not a curated record. The transcript has 2 exons. The coding region runs from base 1 to 444 and encodes 147 amino acids. NCBI's taxonomy places the organism in Eukaryota, Fungi, Basidiomycota, Agaricomycetes, Cantharellales, Hydnaceae.
AUGGUCUAUGGCGCAGGUGCAGGUGGGAACCGCAAUACGUUGAACAAACCAUUCAAUGCGGCCGGUCAGAGGGAGUGGUCGUUUGGAACCUGUGAUUGCUUCGACGCAUGCGGAACAUGUUUAUUCGCAUGUUGCUGUAGUUGUCUUUCGUAUGGACAGAACAUGUCUAGGCUAAAACAUUUGGAGUCCCAGGGAAGGCCACACCCUACUGGGGGCGACAUGUGCAACGGGGAUUGCUGCGUAUAUCUGCUACUUGCAUAUAUCGGUUGCGAAUGCUUCGCCGGUAUGAGUGGAAGGUCGAGUGUUCGUCGACGAUACAAUAUCCAAGGAGACGGGUGCGGGGACUGCAUGUGCCAUACUUUCUGUAUACCGUGUUCGUUGACACAAGAAUCCCGCGAGCUUGGGCUUGAGGAAGGGAGCGAGCUCAGUGGAAAGCGUGGCUGA